Molecule: messenger RNA, 1221 nt
Organism: Fonsecaea multimorphosa CBS 102226
Lineage: Eukaryota; Fungi; Ascomycota; Eurotiomycetes; Chaetothyriales; Herpotrichiellaceae
Exons: 2
Coding region: 1-1221 (406 amino acids)
Biological process (GO): regulation of DNA-templated transcription
Molecular function (GO): zinc ion binding; DNA-binding transcription factor activity, RNA polymerase II-specific
Source: RefSeq, a predicted model, not a curated record
AUGCCAUCUUCAUCUGCACCUUCGGCCUCGAGUACUUCUGCGACCGACGACCCCUCAACUUCGUCGUCCAUGAAGACGACACCGGCCGCGUCCAAAACAGAACCCAAGCCCAUCAAACUCAGGGCAGCCUGUAACCACUGCUUCUCGGCAAAGGUUCGAUGUGAUGGGAAUAAGGAAGGAUGUCGCAGAUGCUGUGAAAAAAGAUUGUCUUGUGUCUACAGCGAAUCCCGGGUCGGGAAAGUGGUAGGCAAACGACGAAAGCGGCCCAUUGACGACUCGAUCGGCACCAUCAACUCGCAGUCCUGGAUUGUUCAUAAUUCUCUCCCUAUACAGUCUAUCCCGUCACCCGCUACCACCCACACCUCAGACGAAGCAAACAGGAGGCACGGCAAGCCCCCUGCCUGGCCCUCCUUCGUCGUCAACAGUGAUCCUGGGUUUUUAGCCUUCGACGAGACCGCAGAUUCACUGGGCGCUUUGGAAAUGACCGACAACCGGAGUUAUUCGAUGGCUAGCGACCUAAGUUUCUUCAACAAUAGUGGUUUACCCACCCCAGGACUCAGUCCUCCUCAAGUUACCCGAUAUCUGUCGCCUGCCCAGCUUGAAGCUCGACCUUUCACUAGACACUCUUCGUGCCCGGUCGAUCCAUCGAAGCUACAACCGCCAACCUAUGCCGUGCCACUUUCCCGCAACACCGAGCCUGGGCUGGAAGAUGAAGAGACUGUGUGCAUCAAACUGCUCGCUCAUCUCAAAAAGUAUUCGUCUGAUGAGUCGCAGCCACGGGAGAUGCAGAUUGAGCUAUUGAAGAAGAGCAACGCUGCCGUACGGAGGAUACUACGCAGUAAAUCCGUUCGAAGCGACUAUUCGUGCCACUUGCUGCUCUCGAACAUCAUCAACCACUUGGUCCGGCUGUGUGAGCGGCUUUGCCAGGGCAGACUGGAGGAAUACGGCCUGGGGAACAUGGAGUGCCAGUUUCUGCAAGAUCAAGUCCACUUCGAGGGUAUUCCUGCUUUCUUCGACGCCCCGGUUCCGUCAGCUGUCCCGGCCCCAGACCAGGACCUGCUGGAGAGCCUGGUCAGAGAAGUAAACGUGUUUAUUUCAAUCGUGGCCGACUUCCUGAAGAAAAGGCCCAUCUACGGAUUCCAGCAUCUGGGACGGCACGAGACCUUUCAUGUGGAGUUGGAACAGAGGCUGAAGAAGGCGACCGUCUUGCUACAGUCCUGA